Molecule: messenger RNA, 1382 nt
Organism: Guyanagaster necrorhizus
Lineage: Eukaryota; Fungi; Basidiomycota; Agaricomycetes; Agaricales; Physalacriaceae
Exons: 4
Coding region: 210-1382 (390 amino acids)
Source: RefSeq, a predicted model, not a curated record
CAGCUUUUGGUUCACGUUUAGAUGGCCGUUUGUUUUCUGAUUUCCCUCCUUCUUUCCUUUGCAGCCGAAUCUCAUCAGACAAACAAAGCCGCUGUGCAAGGAACAUAGAAAUAUCGGCACCCCUAACGAUUCUCCUGUCACCCAAUUUCCUACCGACCAUUAUUGUUCCCUUGUUCUCUUGCACAUCUUUGCCGUCUCCUACUCUUACAAUGUCGCUCGCCCAGCGGCUCAACGAGCUCGCGUCGGCCAACUCUAAGGGACUUCUUGAUGACGACGACUAUAGAUUGCUUCGUCAGGACGUUUUUGAGAGGUACUCGCGCGAUACACCAGACUCGCCUGCUGCCAGCCGUGGUCGGUGUCUAAGGUACAGCAUCUUCAGCACCGUCUGGAGUGUCUUCGUCUUCGUCGGGCAAAAAGCAAGUCAACUUUCGUGGUCGCUUACACGAAGCAAGGCCUCUGUUUCUUUUGGUGUAACGAGCCUCUUCCGCCGCGCUACCAGCCGUAAACCUGCAAAAGACGACGCUCCAGCAGCUUCGUCGACUAACUCGACUAAUUCCCUUAAGCGGGCCUUCAUUCCACGCAUGCUGUCCAGAAAACAAAGUGUUGACAUGAUGUCAAUUCGUACGACGUCUUCUGGCAUUCACAAUGAUGCCUUCUCGAUGUCUUUGUACAAGACUAGUUUAGUCCCCGGAACCUUCUCGCCCCCGCGCACCCGUUCCACGUAUUCAAAACGUGUGAUUACGCCACUAUCACACCCAAAGAUUGAUCCAUCUAUCAGUGAUGAUAUCUUCGAGGACGGAGGGCUAACCACCACCAAGGGCCUCAGACAGUUCAUCAAUGAACUGGAAACAGAGCGCCAGCGAGUGUUAAAAGCCUUUGAUGAUCUCGAGAAUAGCGCAGUGGAGCGACAGCGACAUGCGAUGGCCAUCGCCCCCCUUGCAAGCACUGAAUGGCGGAGUCCGAACAAGGUCGCUUCUUCAUCAAUGCUCGAGGGUCAUAUCCCAAUCCAGGCGUCCAACGAUGCUCUAUCGGUGUGGUCCAACGUUUCUGUAACACGAAGCAAAUCAUCGUCCCAGAAACCACCUGGACCAAGUUCAAUCCGUCGCAAGGGAUCUGUUUCUUCCGUAUCAUCACAGGGCACAUCUUUGUUGUCGGUCAACCGUCCAACCAUCAGCAGCCACACCAGUCUCUCACGCAGUUCGGGACAUCUGCCUCUAGGCGUUCAUAGCAUGCGUUCUUCGGAGACCGUGGGUUUGGAAGAUGACAUGACAGACCUACAGCGAAGAAGACUAGAAGUUACCCGACGUUAUGAGGCUAGGCUGGAGUAUUUGCGAGCGAGAUUGAAAGGUGCUGAGUUGCACGAGAAGUUACUGAAGAAAUAA